Molecule: messenger RNA, 2195 nt
Organism: Neltuma alba
Lineage: Eukaryota; Viridiplantae; Streptophyta; Magnoliopsida; Fabales; Fabaceae
Product: putative pentatricopeptide repeat-containing protein At1g12700, mitochondrial
Exons: 2
Coding region: 1-1344 (447 amino acids)
Molecular function (GO): protein binding
Source: RefSeq, a predicted model, not a curated record
AUGUCAUGUUGCAGAGCUCCGUCACGGUAUGUCUUCUGUCGAUUUCCUUCGUUUUCUUCCGCGUCUACGUCUCCCUUCCUUAUUUCUCCUUCACAUGCCCUAACUGCCUGCCUCUGUUUACAUUCCAAUUCCACAAAUCCUCAGAAUAUUGAAGAGGCUGUCUCUUCUUUUAAUCGCCUGCUUCGUGUGCGCCCCCCACCCUCUAUAUUCCAAAUCACUAAGAUCUUAGGAUAUGUUGCGAGGUUGAAACAAUAUCCUACAGCUGUCUCCCUUUUUGCACAAGCGGAAUCUAAGGGAUUCACGCCAUCUCUGGUUACGCUGAACAUCUUGAUUAAUUGUUACUGCCAUUUGGGUCAAAUGACUUUUGGUUUCUCUGCCUUAGGCAAGAUUCUUAAGAUGGGCUGUCAGCCAGAUACGAUUUCUUUGACCACACUAAUGAAGGGCCUUUGCAUCAAUGAUGACGUUGGGAGGGCAUUAGAUUUUCAUGAUGAUCUGACAGCAAAAGGUUUCCACUUAAAUGUUGUUAGCUACAACACACUGAUGAAUGGACUAUGCAAGAUUGGAAAAACAAGGGCUGCUGUUAAAUUACUCCAAAACAUGGGGAGAGGGCCCGUUAAGCCUAAUUUAGUUUCUUAUAAUACAAUUAUUGAUGGCUUUUGCAGAGAAAGGCUCAUAGCUGAAGCCUAUGAUUUAUUUCAUGAAAUGAUUGAUCAUGGAAUAUCUCCUAAUGUUGUGACCUACAACUCUCUCAUAAGCGGUUUUUGUGUCCUGGAUAAAUGGUCAGAAGCAGCAAAAUUGUUUAAUGAAAUGAGACUUAAAGACAUUAACCCUGAUGUGUGUACUUUUAAUAUAUUGGUCGAUGCAUUUUGUAAGAAAAGAAGUAUGACUAAAGCUGAGGCUAUCGUUGCCACGAUGAUGAAGUGCGGUGAAAAACCUAAUGAUUUUACUUAUAACAGUUUAAUGGAUGGGUACUGUUUGAUUAAUAAUGUUUUUGAGUCAAAAAAACUGUUCAACAAGAUGGUUGAAAGUGGUUUUGCUCCUUGUGUUAUUAGCUAUAACAUUUUAAUUAAUGGACUCUGUAAAAUGAAGAUGGUUGAUGAGGCCAUGAAUCUCUUCAAAGAAAUACGCCGUAAAAGCUUUAUUCCCAAUAUUGUCACUUACAGCUCCCUUGUUGAUGGUUUGUUCAAGUCAGGUAGAAUCUCUGAUGUGCAAGAUAUUAUUUAUGAGAUGCAUGAUAGAGGUUGUGCCCCAAAUAUAGUAUUUUAUAGUACCUUGUUAGACGGAUUGUGCAAAAGUCACCAUCUUGACCAGGCAAUUUCAUUAUUCAGGCAAAUUGUUAAAUAAGGAAUUCAGCCUAAUACUUACACAUAUACCAUACUUAUUGAUGGUUUGUGUGAGGGCAACAGAUUAAACGAUGCACGACAGAUUUUCCAACAUCUUUUGGUUAAUGGUCAUCCUUUGAAUGUCCAAGCAUAUACUACUAUGAUCAAAGGACUUUGUAAAGCGCGUUUGUAUGAUGAGGCAAAGGCCUUGCUUUAUAAAAUGCAAGAGAAUGGGUGCUCGCCUGAUUUUGUAACUUUUGAAACAAUUAUUAUACCUCUUUUAGAAAAAGGUGAGAAUGAUGAGGCAAAGAAUCUGAUUGACAAAUUGUUCAUCAAGGUCUCUUGAAAUGAUAAAAGAAGGUAUGGAACAGAAAGAGAGCAUGACAAAUCAUUCAAUCGACCACACGGCUGACAGAACAAGCAAGAUGCUGAAAGUUCAACUGGUCGAAGAUCUCGUUCAAAGACUGAUCGCAAAGCAAGCGUGCAUGUUAAAAGAAGGCCUGAUCGAAACUGGGUUAUUCACAGUUUUGUGAAGGGGCAUAAUCAUGAGCUUUUACCAGCUCAAGCUAAAAGUAGGCAUGGCUGUAUGAACUUUUGUGAUGUGUUUACGAACAAAUAUAAGUUGCCUCUCUUGUGCUUUUGUUGGAGUAAAUCUGCACUGUCACUUUUUACUGCUUGGGCAUGCCUUAAUAUCGGAUGAAAGUUGUAAUUUGAUACAGAAUAUCUGUUGUUUAUUAGGGAUCAUGUUAAUAAAUGGUAGAAGGGUUUGGUGUUAAAGAUCUUGUAGAGGUGGUUGGUUGUAUUGUAGUUCCAUUCUUCAUCAGAGCAUUGUAGUUUGUCAUGAAAAUUUUUGAAUUUCUUCAUUUCCCAUUA